AUGUCACCUCCUCGCCAGUUGACCUUGACAUCGAGGCGUACCAUGUUCUCCUUCACCAAAAAGUCACUCUGGCAGCUACCGCCCAACUCAGGGCCGCCAAUUCCUCAACGGGAACUUAUUGACGAUGAGGUUUGUCCUGACUACAAUUCGGCGACUUUCUACCCAGCAAAGCCGGGAAAAGUAUUUGCCAAGAAAUUUCAACUACUUGUCAAAAUCGGAUGGAGAUCACAAUUAACUCAUUCAGAGCAUCGUAGCCGCGUAAUUCUACGGACGUGCUUAGAUGACUUCGAAGUGACUGGUCCGAAAAGAAAGUACAUGUACCUUGUGUAG
Molecule: messenger RNA, 330 nt
Organism: Penicillium diatomitis
Lineage: Eukaryota; Fungi; Ascomycota; Eurotiomycetes; Eurotiales; Aspergillaceae
Product: serine/threonine-protein kinase
Exons: 2
Coding region: 1-330 (109 amino acids)
Source: RefSeq, a predicted model, not a curated record